Molecule: messenger RNA, 2449 nt
Organism: Cajanus cajan (pigeon pea)
Lineage: Eukaryota; Viridiplantae; Streptophyta; Magnoliopsida; Fabales; Fabaceae
Biological process (GO): sesquiterpene biosynthetic process
Molecular function (GO): cyclase activity
Source: RefSeq, a predicted model, not a curated record
AUUUUCAUUGUUUUCUCACUUUUCCCACAACAGUUGUCACGGUUGCUGCAGGAACAAGAAAUAAAUAAAUAUAUUUUGCAAUUUUCACCCACCAAAUGAGUUUUCAAUAUUUUCAAUCUGCAUUUCCCUUUUAUUUCUCUGGGAAGUGGCAUUCGCCAAUCUGUUUGACCAUGUGCUGAAUGCUGAUGAACCGUUUUGUUUUACGUUGUACAGUUUCCACUUUCCAGAGUUUAGAUUCCGUUAGUUGAUUGCGAGUGUUGCAGAGAAUAUAAAUUCCUUGGAUUCAACGCUUUCUUCAUUUUUUUUGUCAGCUUACAGGUUUUGGUCUGUGAACUGUGCCCUUACCAUAUUGACUAUUUUCGUUUAGAAAGCACAGGCUUCAAAUCAGAAUGGUUUUGGUUGAUAAUGGUAAAGAUGAAAUUGAGGAAUCUAAUGGAAGUAAAAUAGAGGAGUUUGUCUCCGUAGAUAUUUCAUCUUCUCGAAGAACAUUGGUCGGCAAUGAAAAUCCUCAAAGAAAGUUUGAGGGCACCUUGAGUUCUAUUCCCAAUAGGAUCAAAUUCUUGAAAUUUGGUUCUGCAUCUGCGAAAUUCAAGAGGCUGGCUACCGAGAAGGACCAGAUUUCACAAUCGGUGCCUUCCCCAGGUUCUAAUCGCUUAAGGGAGCGCUUCAGUGGCAUGUUUGCUAAGAAACUAGACUGGGGUUCACUGAAGAAGAUGUGUGUGGAAUGGAUUAGGGAUCCAAUGAACAUAGCCCUUUUUGUGUGGAUCUUGUGUGUCGCUGUUUCAGGUGCAAUUCUGUUCCUUGUUAUGACUGGCAUGUUGAAUGGUGUGCUGCCAAGGAAGUCCCAGAGGAAUGCAUGGUUUGAAGUGAACAAUCAAAUACUCAAUGCAUUGUUUACACUGAUGUGUUUGUAUCAACAUCCAAAGAGGUGUUACCAUCUUGUACUUCUGUGCAGGUGGAGUCCACAAGAUAUCUCAAGGCUUAGAAAGGUUUAUUGCAAGAAUGGGACUUAUAAGCCCCAUGAGUGGGCACAUAUGAUGGUUGUGGUCAUUCUCCUUAAUGUGAACUGUUUUGCUCAAUAUGCACUUUGUGGUCUAAACUGGGGCUAUAAAAGAUCCGACCGCCCCGCCAUAGGAGUUGGAAUAUGCAUAUUUUUUGCAAUAGGUGCGCCCGCAAUCUCUGGUCUGUACACCAUUCUUAGCCCUCUAGGUAAAGAUUAUGAUUCUGAGAUGGAUGAAGAAGCACAGGUUCAAGCUUCUGUUGCUCAGAAGCAAGAACAGCUGAGAGUGAAGUCAUUUGAGAAGAAAUAUUCAUUUGCAUCCACACAGCAACGAAGGGUUAUUGAAAAUAAUCCACAGUGGAGUGGAGGAAUACUUGACAUUUGGAAUGAUAUUUCUCAAGCAUAUCUAUCACUUUUCUGCACUUUUUGUGUCUUUGGUUGGAACAUGGAGAGACUUGGCUUUGGAAACAUGUAUGUUCAUAUUGCUACUUUUAUGCUCUUCUGUAUGGCUCCCUUUUGGAUUUUUAUCUUGGCUGCUGUUAAUAUUGAGGAUGACACUGUUAGGCAGGCUCUAGUAGCUACUGGGAUCAUUCUAUGUUUUUUUGGUUUAUUGUAUGGUGGCUUCUGGAGGAUCCAAAUGAGAAAAAGAUUCAAUUUGCCUUCUUAUAACUUCUGUUUUGGCAAGCCUUCAGCUUCUGAUUGCACACUUUGGCUCUGCUGUAGCUGGUGCUCUCUUGCUCAAGAAGUGAGAACAGGGAAUAGCUAUGUCAUUGUAGAAGAUAAGUUAUACAGGAAAGAUGUUUAUAAUAGUGAUCAACAGCCAAUAUCACCUUUACCUCGUGAAGAUGUAGCAUCAGCAAAAUCUGGCACAAGUUCUCCUUUGGGUAACAACUCUUCCCCUUCUAUGAUGAAGCCAUCUAGUCCUCUAAGUUCAAGCAGUUUCGUUAAGGGAUAUUAUAGUCCAGAGAGGCCACUACCUACUGUACAAGAAGAGUUUCCUGAAAGAGGUAAAGAUGCAACAAUGAACCCACCAAGUCCUCUAUCAAUACAUAGAGAAUCUCCUUAGUCCAUGAAGGUAAAAGCCAGGGAUGUUUUCUGCUUCCUAAUGAACAUGACAUUGUAUGGGAUGGUCCAUUAAAUUUUGUGCUCAGUGUGUAUCCUAAGUCAUGGAUUUAUACUUUCAGCUCUCAUACUCAUGUAUAUCAACCAUGAUUUCAUUUUAGGAAGUAGAUUUUAGAUGUUGAUUGUCAGUCACAUUGUGUAAUUAAUUGGAUAGACAUCCGUGUGAACCAAGGCCCUUUGUUUCUUUUUCUAGGUUUUCUUUACAAUUUUAUCCCAAUUUGAGAUGAUUUAAAUGACAGAGAAAAUGGUUGUAGAGCGCAUUGUACAUUCUUAACUUGUAUUCCUUCUUGUGAGAGUAAAAUAAAUGAAUGUUUUGGGCAUUGUACA